Closterium sp. NIES-67 is the source of this 2230-nucleotide messenger RNA. The record is from the annotation of a GenBank genome assembly. Lineage: Eukaryota; Viridiplantae; Streptophyta; Zygnematophyceae; Desmidiales; Closteriaceae.
UCACACAACCUCUCCGCGUUUCCCGCCAAUUUUAUCAAUACCGGAAUCUUCACUCGCCAUGCCUCCCGUGGAUCCCUACGCGUGGCCGUCGCGCCGCUCGCCCAUACUCGCCACGCGUGGCAUGGUUGCCUCGUCGCAGCCGCUCGCCAGCGAGGCCGGCCUCCGCAUUCUGCGGGCCGGCGGCAACGCGGCGGAUGCGGCGGUGGCCAUGGCGGCGGCCCUUGCGGUGUGCGAGCCGUGCAGCACGGGGCUAGGCGGCGACGCCUUCCUCCUCUUCUACCGCGCCUCAACGCGCGCGGUCCACAGCAUUCAGGGCAACGGCCGCUGCCCCGCCGCGCUCUCCCUCGCGCACCUCGCGUCCCUCGGCUUCUCCCCCUCCCGCCCGCUCCCCCCCUUCGACCCCCUCACUGUCACCGUCCCCGGCGCCGCGGCCUGUUGGGCCGACGCCAUCCAACGGUUUGGAUCGCGCCACGUGUCGCUUAAAGAGGCGCUUGAGCCCGCCAUACAGCUGGCAGAAGGAGGUUGGCCGGUGCCACCAUUGACAGCCGGCCAAUGGGAGAGAGGCGUGGAGCAGCUGAAGCAGGGAGGGCCACAUGGCGGAGAGCUAUUGGUGGAUGGGGAGAGAGCCCCUAGAGCUGGCGAGGUGAUGAGGAACCCGGGCAUGGCCAGCACGCUGAGGUUGCUGGGAGAUCAGGGCAAGCAAGGGUUUUACACGGGCCCAGUGGCCGAAGCCAUAGUGGCAGCAGUGCAGUCCCAAGGCGGCCUGCUCUCUUUGGAAGACCUCGCCUCCCACACCUCCUCCUUCGCCCCCCCCAUCUGCACCACCUUCCGAGGCCUCACCAUCUGGGAAGUGCCCCCCCCCACGCAUGGCGUAGCCGCCCUCAUCGCACUCAACAUCACCGAGGCUUUCUAUGCAGCGAACGGGAUUCCCGGGGCUGCGGACAAGGCUCGGGGAACGGGGUCCGAAGCUGCGGGCGAGGGUCGGGAGGGAGAAUGGGGCACGGCGGACCAGGUGCAUGUGAUGAUUGAGGCCAUGCGGAUGGGGUUUGCCGAUGCGCUGGCAUGUGUCGCCGACCCAGAGCACGUGCAGGUACCCCUGGGGAAGGCAUUAUCCAAGGAGUACGCAAAGAAACGAGCCGGGGAAAUAGAUCUGAAACGGGCUGGGGCUGUGGAACCCGGGAUUGAGCUAGGAUCAGCCGAAGGAGCAGAGAAAGCAGGGGAGAAGAAGGGGGUGGAUCGGUGGGGAGAGGUUGGGACAGAUACAGUGUACUUUUGUGCAGUGGAUGGCGAGGGCAAUGCGUGCAGCAUGAUCAACUCCAACUACAUGGGCUUCGGCACGGGCAUCGUCCCCAAGGGGUGCGGCUUCCCUCUGCAGAACCGCGGGCACAACUUCUCCCUGGACCCCAACCACCCCAACUGCCUGGCGCCAGGCAAGCGCCCCUACCACACCAUCAUCCCCGGCCUUGCCACCUGGGGUGAUACCCCCUCGCCUCCCCCUGCCUCUGCCUCUGCCUCUGCCUCUGCCUCUGCCUCUGCCUCUGCCUCUGCCUCUGCCUCUGCCGCCGCCGAUGCGUCUGCCGCCGCCGAGGCAGGGGCAGAAGCAGAGGCCAGAGGCGAUGCAGGGGUCCCAGCAGGCGAGCUGCACUGCACGUUUGGAGUGAUGGGUGGAUUCAUGCAACCCCAGGGCCACCUGCAGGUCGUCACCAACCUCGCCCUCUUCUCGCUCCACGCCCAGGCCGCCCUCGAUCGCCCCCGCUUCUGCCUCUCCGGCCUCCCUUCCCUAGAACCGCCUGGGCACGGGCCCGGGCCAAUGAGGGAGAGCCACGUGGCGAUAGAGGAGGGGCCGGGGAUGGAGGAGGUGGCAGGAGAGUUGCGGAGGAGGGGGCAUGUGUUGGAGGUGGUGGGGGGGGAGGGGAGAGAGGUGUUUGGAAAGGGGCAGGUGAUCGUGAGGGAGCGAGGGAGUGGGGUGCUGUGGGGGGGGUCGGAGGGACGGGCGGAUGGGUGUGCCAUGGGGUUUUGAAGGUGGUACAGUAGAUUACGAGUUCCGUUUGCUUAAGUACGGAGUGUUGCAAUCAAAUUGUAGCAGCAUUAUCUUCACUUUUAUUCCCAUUGGGUUUGGAAAAGCAGUCAAUGUCAACAUAUAAUUUGUAUAUGUUAUAGGUUAGCUAGGUGCAUGCUCAUAUAGAGUGCAACCCCUUAGGUUAUAUUCCCUUGUACCACCUCAUUCUAG